AGGCGUGGUCUGAGGUUUCUGUGAUUUUCCCAGAAAGGGGGCAUGUCGGGGACACAGUCAUUCAAGGUGGAGGACACAGAACAAGAUGGAGUCCGACGGCGUAGGUCCGCCCAUUCAUUACUAAACGUCUUUUUCUCCUGUUAACAUUUUUAUUGGCUGUUGGGGGGACCUUAGCCAAAAAGCUGGAAGGGUAGCUUGGAAGUUAUUUUGGCUCUCCCAUAAAAGUAAAGUGCAAGACAAGACUGGAGUAAGAGAAAACCAUGAAGAAUGGAAAAAGGUUGUGGUCAUUGUGAGCGACCUAUAGCUGCUCAUCUCAGCAGUCUCACCAAACUUGGCACCUGGCACAGAAUUGCCCUUAGAGAAGAGGCCUUUGGAAGGUUCUUCUUACGAAGAUAGAGAAGGUAGUGGAAACGAGCCUCCUGAGUUUUUCCAGCCCUAAAUGGCAGCAGAAUCAAGAAAGUUGUCAGCCUCAUCCCCACCAGACCAAGCUCCUGAAGAAGACCUUGUAAUUGUCAAGGUAGAGGAAGAUCAUGGCUGGGACCAGGAAUCUAGUCUGCAUGAAAAUAAUCCUCCUGGCCAGGAGUUAUUCCGUCUGCGCUUCAGGAAGUUAUGCUACCAGGAGACAUUAGGACCCCGAGAAGCUCUGAUCCAACUCCGCGCACUCUGCCAUCAGUGGCUAAGGCCAGAUUUGAACACCAAGGAGCAGAUCUUGGAGUUAUUAGUGCUAGAACAGUUCUUGACCAUCCUGCCUGAGGAGCUUCAGACUCUGGUUAAGGAACAUCAGCUAGAGAACGGAGAGGAGGUGGUGACCCUGCUGGAGGAUUUAGAAAGACAGAUUGAUAUAUUAGGACGGCCAGUCCCAGCCCGUGCACAUGGUCAUGGACUCUGGGAGGAGGUCGUACAUUCAGAGUCUACACCAGGGCUUCCAAAUACUCAGCUCCGACCCAUGGCAAUGCAGCACAAAUCUCCGGUGUCCCAAGGGUCACAAGAGAAAGCCAUCUCUACUUGUGAGAGUCCUGCCUCUUCCCAGAAAGGAAGUCCUGGGAACCAGGAGAUGACGGCCACACUGCUCACAGCAGGGCUGCAGACUUUGGAGAAGAUCGAAGACAUGGCUGUGUCCCUAAUUCGAGAGGAGUGGCUUCUUGAUCCAUCACAGAAGGAUCUGCAUAGAGAUGACAGGCCAGAAAAUUACAGAAACAUGUUCUCCCUGGGUGGUGAGACCAGGAGUGAGAACAGGGAAUUAGCUUCGAAACAGGUAAUAUCUACUGGAAUCCAACCACAUGGAGAGACAGCUGCCAAAUGCAACGGGGAUGUUAUCGGGGGUCAUGAGCGUGGAGAAGCCCGAGAUCUUCUGGGCAGAUUAGAGAGGCAGCGGGGAAAUCCCACCCAGGAGAGACGGCAUAAAUGUGACGAAUGUGGGAAGAGCUUUGCCCAGAGCUCAGGCCUUGUUCGCCACUGGAGAAUCCACACUGGGGAGAAACCCUAUCAAUGUAACGUGUGUGGGAAAGCCUUCAGUUAUAGGUCAGCCCUUCUUUCCCAUCAGGAUAUCCACAACAAAGUAAAACGCUAUCACUGUAAGGAGUGUGGUAAAGCCUUCAGUCAAAACACAGGCCUGAUCCUGCACCAGAGAAUUCAUACUGGGGAGAAGCCAUAUCAGUGCAAUCAGUGUGGGAAGGCUUUCAGUCAGAGUGCAGGCCUCAUUCUGCACCAGAGAAUCCACAGUGGGGAGAGACCCUAUGAAUGUAAUGAGUGUGGGAAAGCUUUCAGUCAUAGCUCUCACCUCAUUGGACAUCAGAGAAUCCACACAGGGGAGAAGCCCUAUGAGUGUGAGGAGUGUGGGAAAACCUUCAGGCGGAGCUCACACCUCAUUGGCCAUCAGAGAAGCCACACUGGGGAGAAACCCUACAAAUGCAAUGAGUGUGGGAGGGCCUUCAGUCAGAAGUCAGGCCUGAUUGAACAUCAGAGAAUCCACACUGGAGAAAGACCCUAUAAAUGUAAAGAAUGUGGGAAAGCCUUCAAUGGGAACACUGGCCUCAUACAGCAUCUGAGAAUUCACACAGGGGAGAAGCCCUAUCAAUGUAAUGAGUGUGGGAAAGCCUUUAUUCAGAGGUCAAGUCUCAUUCGGCAUCAGAGAAUCCACAGUGGAGAAAAAUCUGAAUCCGCAGGAGUUUAGGGAAAAAACUACAGUCCUGGUGUGGGCAUUAUUCAGAAUUAGAGAAGCCACAUGCUGGUGAGAGGUCUUUCAGUGCAAGUAAAAAGCCAGAAACUUUGUCAUCACUACAACCUUAACGUAGGAUCAGAAUCGGUAGCGGUGGCAGAGUUUGAAUAGCUCUUCAGUAGUUUGGGCCGGUUCCUUGAUGCAGGUGGAUCAGCUUGACUGUCUUAGGAGGUGUCUGAUGGAGUGGAGCUCCUGGUGGCCUAAUGCAUCCUUUAGAAACACAAUAGCAUCUGAGCAAGUGGCUGGUGGUGGAGGCACUUAAUUUUGUCUUUCGGGUGAGUAGCUGUAGGUGUGAGAGAGGCUCCUCCCGGUUCCUCUGCUUCUUCCCAUCUCCUGUGAUCUCCUUCCCCCACUGAUUCCCCGGCAGGCGCACUUGUUAUCCUGAUCUGAUCUGAGAAGCUACUUUAGAGUUUGAAGCAGCCUCCCUGUGAGAACUUAUAUUUGUAUUUAGCUUUCUAAGAACCUAGUUCUAGGGAAAUUUUUACAGACACAUAAUGUAUUUAUGCUUAAGUGUGCGUGUUAUUUUAUCCCAACGUUCCUGAUAGUGGAAAACCGUAUUCCCACGCAAACUCAGAAUGCUAUAUUUUUAACAGCACUCCAGCAUUUUUCUUCAUAUAUCACCUUCGCUGACUCCUCUGAGUCACUGAGCAUCCAUACGUGUCCUCCACCACCCCCACCCCCAGCACCUGUGUCAGCAAAAGAAGUGAUGUUUGUGGGAGUGAAGCAGAGAAGGAGGUGAGUGGAGACUCAGUCUGGCUGCUCUCGAGCUUGGGUGGUUGUACCUUUGGGUGACUUCCGGCUCUCUUUUCCACCUUCCCGCUGUAUGCCGUGGUGCACAGAGGUGUGGACACUGUUCCAGUUGUAGCAUGGCGUGGGCGAAAGGGGAGACAGGUGCUUGAAGACCUAAAAUCCUUACGAAGAACGCGCACUCAUCCCUUCUGGCCCAUUACAGCCCUGCCCUCUCAGGUUCCGGUCAGUCUGCACAGACCCCUGACUGGAUGGUCUGUCCCUGCUGUCAUUGCCCUCGUCCCCCUUCCUCAGAUGGCCUUAGCACCUCACCCUUCAUUCUCCAUCUGUCUCUUGCCAUUAGCUUUAUAAAUGCACAGCGGUGAUCUGUCAAAUACCUCACCCCACAGUCCCGCACUGUUCUGAAUUCGUCUGUAAGCUAGCGGAAACACAAUAUUAACUCAUUACCGGGCACUGUCUUUCUCCUUUGCGGCUUUCCAUAUACCAGGGGAUAUUGUAUAAAGUAACAAGGCUGUUCUAAGCAGCACACCAGAACCUGUGCAUCCGAACAUGGUCUGCCCUUUAAAUUUGGCGGUCCGGGUUGUUGCUGUAGCACUACCACUCCUCCCAACAUUUGGAAGACUUCUAGUCUUGAAUAGUGUCUCGUUUUUGACCAUUACCCACUUGUUCACCAGACUUAGAGUUGAGUCCUUUUUGGCUUUUUUUCCAAAGUCAGCUUUCAAAACGGGAAUUGAUUCCAUUAAUCCUAUGCC
Messenger RNA from Herpailurus yagouaroundi (jaguarundi), 3717 nucleotides. It is a transcript of the gene ZKSCAN8, whose product is annotated as zinc finger with KRAB and SCAN domains 8. The transcript is spliced from 6 exons. Gene Ontology annotation, cellular component: nucleus. NCBI's taxonomy places the organism in Eukaryota, Metazoa, Chordata, Mammalia, Carnivora, Felidae. Gene Ontology annotation, molecular function: RNA polymerase II cis-regulatory region sequence-specific DNA binding; DNA-binding transcription factor activity, RNA polymerase II-specific. The record is from RefSeq and is a predicted model, not a curated record. Gene Ontology annotation, biological process: regulation of transcription by RNA polymerase II. Bases 440 to 2173 code for a protein of 577 amino acids.